UGUAGGGGGAAGAAAAAAAAAUAAACCACACCAACCUAGUCACUAGCUAGCAUCGCUCUUCCGCUGAACUACAUUUCCCAGAAUGCCAAGGCGCUAAGUCACGCGGUGGCUCUCUUUCCCCGCCCACUACUAGACGCCACACCAUCAUCUGUUUAUGUUCAGACCCGAGAACCUGAGAGAUUAGAUGAGAGGAGAGGAGAGGAGAUACACAUACACAUACACAUACACGGCACGAGCGUCGCGGCAGUUAUUUUAAAACCGUAAUCGCGUGUAUUUUGUUGUCGGUUUUUUCCUUUUUAAAUUUUUAAUCAGCGUGCGCGAGACCGGCCGUUAUUCCGCAGCACUAACGUCCUGAACUGUCUGUAUUUUACCCUGAAACAUUUACUGAAAGUAUUCGCACCCCUGUCUUUGUUAGCAGGUGGCUUUGUUAGCUAGCACAGUGUGUACUGUGUGUUUUUAUUGUUUUGUUUGUUUUUUUUUGUUCUAACCGCUGGAGCUAACGGACCGGUACCGAGUCUUUUGUAACGAACCGACUCUUCUGGAAAAAAAACCCAACUCGUUAUCAGGGCUCUGCUUGUCCUCCGUGACAUCACGUCCCGUAACACACUGAGUCCUGUGUGUGUGGCUGUGGCACGAGUCAGAGCUCUUUAGCUUGAAUUACAGCUUUUCCAGCUCUCCAGAGGCUCAGGCCGGACUUCCCGUCUCACCCGAUAAGGAUCCAUGCAGCGUUGAUGAUGAAGAUGCAGCUGGCGAUGAAGCUGAGGCGAAGCUGAGAUCGACCGUGUGACUGUGUAGUGGUCCAAGCUGGAGAGCCGGAAUCCUCGCUCACACACAUAGAAACACACACACACACACACACACACACACCGUGCCCAUGUUUUCUCCCGAGCAGGAGAACAUCUCCACCUCCUCCUCCACCAAAGUGCCAAUUAAAUACGGAGAGCUCAUCGUACUCGGGUACAAUGGCUCGCUCCCGAACGGAGACCGCGGAAGACGGAAGAGCCGCUUUUCUCUCUUCAAACGCCCCAAAGCAAACGGAGUCAAACCCAGCACUGUCCACAUAGCCUGCACGCCCCAAGCAGCCAAGGCCAUAAGUAACAAGGACCAGCACAGUAUCUCCUACACUCUUUCCCGAGCGCAGACCGUGGUGGUAGAGUACAAUCACGACAGCAAUACAGACAUGUUCCAGAUCGGUCGUUCCACUGAAAGUCCAAUAGAUUUCGUGGUGACGGACACCAUCCCCGGCAGUCAGAGUAACUCGGACACGCAGACCGUACAGAGCACCAUCUCACGCUUCGCCUGCCGCAUCAUGUGCCAGCGGACCCCACCCUACACGGCCCGCAUCUACGCCGCCGGCUUCGACUCCUCCAAAAACAUCUUCCUCGGGGAGAAGGCAGCGAAAUGGAGAACGUUAGAUGGUCAGAUGGACGGCUUGACGACGAAUGGCGUAUUGGUGAUGCACCCACGUAAUGGCUUCACCGAGGACUCCAAACCCGGCGUAUGGAGGGAGAUCUCGGUGUGUGGUAACGUCUUCACGCUCCGGGAAACACGAUCCUCACAGCAGCGCGGCAAAAUGGUGGAGAGUGAAACCCAGGAGCUGUCGGACGGUGCUCUGAUCGACCUGUGUGGCGCUACGCUGCUGUGGCGCACUGCUGAGGGUCUUCGGCGUGCACCCACUCUGAAACACCUGGAGGCGCUGCGGCAGGAGCUGAACGCAGCGCGGCCGCAGUGUCCCGUGGGCCUCAACACACUGGCGUUCCCGAGCAUGCGCCGGUGCCAGGGCGCCGUGGCCGAGAAGCAACCGUGGGCGUACCUGCAAUGCGGCCACGUGCACGGCUACCACGACUGGGGCGAGCGGGGCGGGGCCGGGGGCGGGACUGAGCGCGAGUGCCCGAUGUGCCGCGCCCGUGGGCCUUACGUGCCGCUUUGGCUGGGCUGCGAAGCGGGGCUUUACGUCGACGCAGCUCCGCCCACUCACGCCUUCAGCCCAUGUGGCCACGUGUGCUCGGAGAAGACGGCUGCGUUCUGGAGCCAAAUCCCGCUUCCACACGGCACACACACCUUCCACGCUGCAUGCCCCUUCUGCGCCCAGCAGCUCAGCACCGGCCACAACCACGUCCGGCUCAUCUUCCAGGGGCCCGUCGACUGACCUUCGACCUUUUCUAGACCUUCCAGAAAGGGCCUCGGGGCCGUGCACUCCGCAGUCUUCUUUUUCCCCAGCUCACGACCGUCAAACGAUCUUUAUUAAAGCCACACACCGUUUUCUUCCUCCACGCAAAACGGAGAGCCGUGUACCCUCUCUCAUCACGCGUCGCUCUCUUUAUUUUUCUGUCCCUCUACAAAACCGCAUACUUCUGUGUUAAAUACUGUCGAAAUACUACACCUGAUUAUAAAUCUCCUAAGCUAUGCCAGUGUACUCUUUGGGCGCGGUGCAGAAUUUAGCAGGGUAGUAUGUAGGUUUUCUUAACUCUUGGACAAUAUCUUUUUUUUUUUUUUCCUUCCUCUGCUUUCUAAGUGACCUUUUUGUAGUGAAUUUUUCUUAAUCCAGAAGACGUACAGAGAAAUAUAUAUUUUCACGUGAAACUUAAAAAGUACCUGAACAAGGCAAAAAAAACAAAACAAAAAAAAACAACAAAGACAAAAGAAAACGAGGCUUUCGAAUACAAAUGGAAGUGUGAGCUGCCACAGGAAGUGCCCAGGCGAUCUCGGGGAGUGAACCGAGAGGCUCCGAGUGGGCUACAGUAAUAUAUUACAGUGUUUCUUUGCUAAUAUGCUAAUGGAAAAAAAAAAAAAACAAACAAAAAGGUUUUACUCAAUUUUAGUGAUGCAAUAAUCAUCCUUUACACCAGAGUGUCUGUGAUUUAUAACACGAACUGAACACUUACGAGUCGAUUCAUCACUGCUGCAAAAAAACAAAACAAAAAAAAAAAAAAAAAAACAGGAAACGCGUUUAGAUUUUAGAGAUGUUUUUUUUUUUUCAUGUAAAUCAAAUAUGCCUAACUUAAAAAUACUUACCGUUUUUAUUUAUGCAUAGUAUCGAUGUUAAUCAAAUGUAAAAUUAUUGUUGUGUACUUUUUGGAGUUCCACUCUGUGUAUCUGCCCUGUUUUUUUGUUUGUUUGUUGAUGUUUCUUGUUUAUCAUCCCAUGUGAAGCCUUG
Ictalurus furcatus (blue catfish) is the source of this 3157-nucleotide messenger RNA. It is a transcript of the gene peli1b, whose product is annotated as pellino E3 ubiquitin protein ligase 1b. The record is from RefSeq and is a predicted model, not a curated record. Gene Ontology annotation, molecular function: protein binding; ubiquitin protein ligase activity. Bases 875 to 2149 code for a protein of 424 amino acids. The transcript has 8 exons. Gene Ontology annotation, biological process: regulation of Toll signaling pathway; protein K48-linked ubiquitination. Lineage: Eukaryota; Metazoa; Chordata; Actinopteri; Siluriformes; Ictaluridae.